UCGGAGCGAAGUAGCCACCACCUAUCCUAGCUUGUUUUAGAUAUAUCGUUCCGUUUUUAAAAAUGUACCGAAGUUACUAACACGAAUUUGAACAUUUACGAUACGAGCAUCGUGUUAAUUAUUAAAGAGUGUAUCUGUUUUCAUUUACGCUGUCAGCAUUACCUAGCUAUGUGGUUUAUGAUCAUCUCUGUCAACUUCAACCUGCCAGCCAGCGAGCCCGUUUCAUUUCAACGCUACUGUUAGCAAACCAGCUAACUGUCAAGCUACGCAACGUCAACACACUAUUAGCGUUUGUUUGUAAAUACCCCUAGUGUUGCAGUCGAUCUUUAUAAAUGACAGGGGGGCCGUGAUACACUUCGCAUGAAGGAGGGAUUUGUUUUGACGAAGAAUGGAUUGCACAGCGCUGGAACUUGAUGCAGUGAAAUUCGCCAAAUCCGCUGUCUUGUUCGACCAAAAAGGAAAGUACAAUGAAGCGGUGUUCUAUUACAAGGAAGCGGCUCAGGCACUCAUCUACGCUGGCAUGGCAGGAUCUAAACUGGAAAGCAUACAGGAUAAGGUGAACGAAUAUCUGGACCGCGUGCAGGCCCUCCACAAUGCAGUCCAGGCCCAGAGCAGCGGUGGCGACCCCCUGAAGAGCAAGCAGCAGCUGGAUCUGGAGCGCGCAUACUUCCUGGUCACGCAGGCCUUCGAGGAGGACGAGAAGGAGAACACAGACGAGGCCAUCGAGCUGUACACACAGGCUGUGGAGCUGUGCAUACAGGCGUCCAAUGAGACGUCUGACCAGGGCCUGCAGGGCAAACUGAAGCAGCUGGCUCGCCAAGCUCUGGACAGGGCAGAGGGCCUGAAGGAUGCCCACAGCAAACCUGCCUCCGCCUCCUCGGCAGCGGUGCCCAAGCCCCCAGCCGCGGCCGCGGCCCCCGUGCGACAGUUCUUCCCCCUGGGCCCAGACUUCAGCCUGCAGGACCGGCCGCAGCCAAUGAGAGCGGUCCAGUCCAGCGAGCCGCAGGGGCAACGCUACACGGCGGAGGAAAUAGAGGUGCUCAGGAGCACGUCCAAGAUCAACGGGAUCGAGUACGUACCCUUCAUGAGUGUGGACCUGAGAGAACGCUUCGCCUUCCCUCUCCCCUUCACGGAUAAGCGCGGCAAGCUGGCAUUGGCCCCUAAGCAGUCGGCCAUCUUCUCCCGCUGGGUGCGUCCAGAUGAGAUCUGCAAUAACCCCACCAUGAUAUUCACCGUCUCCAGCUUCAGCAUCAAACAGACUGUGGUGUCGGACUGUUCCUUCGUGGCCUCUCUGGCCAUCAGUGCGGCGUACGAGAGACGAUACAACAAGAAACUCAUCACCAGCAUCAUCUUCCCUCAGAACAGGAGAGGGGAGCCGGAGUAUAAUCCCUGUGGCAAGUACAUGGUCAAGCUGCACAUUAACGGCGUGCCCAGAAAGGUCAUCAUUGAUGACUAUCUGCCCGUGGACCGCAACGGGGAGCUGCUGUGCUCCUAUUCGAGUAACAAGAACGAGCUGUGGGUGUCGCUGAUCGAGAAGGCCUACAUGAAGGUCAUGGGGGGAUACGACUUCCCAGGAUCCAACUCGAACAUCGACCUGCACGCGCUGACCGGCUGGAUCCCUGAACGGAUGGCCAUGCACUCGGACAACCAGGCCUUCAGCAAGGACGACACCUUCCGCAUGCUGUACCAGAGGUUCCACAGAGGUGACGUCCUCAUCACCACAGCUACCGGAGUGAUGACGGAGGAGGAAGGGGAGAAGUGGGGAUUGGUACCCACCCACGCGUACGCAGUCCUGGACAUCCGGGAACACAAGGGCAAGCGCUUCCUGCAGCUGAAGAACCCGUGGAGCCAUCUGAGGUGGAAAGGCCGCUAUAGCGAGAGGGACGAGAAGAACUGGACCCCAGACCUCCUCAAAUACCUCAACUUCGACCCCAAGAUGGCACAGAAGUUUGACAACGGUGUGUUCUGGAUCAUAUGGGAGGACCUGUGCCAGUAUUAUGAUGUCAUCUACCUCAGCUGGAACCCUGCUCUGUUUAAAGAGUCCUCUUGCAUACACAGUAGCUGGGAUGCUAAGCUGGGCCCGGUGAAGGACGCCUACAGCCUGGCCAACAACCCGCAGUACAAGCUGGAGGUCUCCUGCCCACAAGGGGGCACUGCAGUCUGGGUGCUGCUCACAAGACACAUCACAGACAAGGAUGACUUUGCACAAAAUCGGGAGUUCAUCACGUUAGUGGUUUACAAGACAGAUGGGAAGAAAGUGUAUUACCCCGCUGACCCUCCUCCGUACAUCGACGGCAUCCGCAUCAACAGCCCCCACUACCUCACCAAGGUCAAGCUGAGCAGCCCCGGCACACACACCUUCACCCUCGUCGUCUCGCAGUACGAGAAACAGAACACCAUCAACUACACACUACGGGUGUACUCUGUAUGCAAGUUCAACUUCUCCAAGAUCCCCACUCCCUUCACGCAGACCAAGAGGAUCAAUGGUCAGUGGAAAGGGGCGAGUGCUGGAGGUUGUGGCAACUAUAAGGACUCGUAUAAGCACAACCCCAUCUACCAGCUCAACAUGGAGAAGUCCGGACCCUUGCUGGUGGAGCUGAGAGGAUCCAGGCAGUACAGUGUGGGCUUCGAGAUGCUGACCGUGUCCACCGUGGGGGAACCGGGAGCAGCGGCCUUCCAGCGCAAGAGCAGCGGAGACUACCGAUGUGGUUUCUGCUACAUGGAGGUGGAGCAUGUCCCGGCCGGCAUCUACAACCUGAUCCCCACCACCUUCCUCCCCAAGCAGGAGGGGCCCUUCUUCCUGGACUUCAGCAGCGCCGCGCCCCUACGCGUCUCCCAUCUGCAGUGAAGGAUGUCACCUCCUCUCCCCUACGCGUCUCCCAUCUGCAGAAAAGGAAAUCACCUCCUCUCCCCUCCUCUCCCCUACGCGUCACCU
Molecule: messenger RNA, 2935 nt
Organism: Engraulis encrasicolus (European anchovy)
Lineage: Eukaryota; Metazoa; Chordata; Actinopteri; Clupeiformes; Engraulidae
Gene: capn7
Product: calpain 7
Exons: 21
Coding region: 389-2848 (819 amino acids)
Biological process (GO): proteolysis
Molecular function (GO): calcium-dependent cysteine-type endopeptidase activity
Source: RefSeq, a predicted model, not a curated record